AUGACCCCAUACGAUGGUACAUCGGAUCCAAGCCAUCAUCUCAACAAUUUUAGAAGUAGGAUGUACCUCACCGAUGCCUCCGAUGUAAUCCGCUGUAAAGCUUUCCCAACCACCUUAACCAAAACGGCAAAGUGGUUCGACAGCUUGCCACCAAGGUCAAUAGCAAGCUUCGAUGACCUCGCCAAAAAGUUCCUAGCCAGAUUCUCCAUCCAAAAGGACAAAGCCAAACAUGCCCCAAACCUAUUAGGGAUUAAGCAAGGAGAUUGGGAGAGCCUCCGCAACUACAUGGAAAGAUUCAACAAGGUGUGUCUAGACAUACAAAGUCUGCUAAUAGAAGCAUCCAUCAUGGGUCUCAUCAAUGGUCUACGAGAAGGACCCUUUAGCCACUCCAUAUCAAAAAAGUAUCCAACAACUCUAAACGAGGUACAAGAACGGGCGGAAAAGUAUAUUAACAUGGAGGAGAACACUCGACUAGGAGAAAAUUCAAAAUCCGGAUUCUGCUACCCUCCUCGGGACAAGGCUAAAGAGUUCGGAAAAAAAGAAGACUAA
Molecule: messenger RNA, 549 nt
Organism: Arachis stenosperma
Lineage: Eukaryota; Viridiplantae; Streptophyta; Magnoliopsida; Fabales; Fabaceae
Exons: 1
Coding region: 1-549 (182 amino acids)
Source: RefSeq, a predicted model, not a curated record